GCGCGGGCGGGGUAAGAUGGCGGAACUGGGGAAGAAGUACUGCGUGUACUGCCUGGCCGAGGUGAGCCCGCUGCGCUUCCGCUGCACCGAGUGCGCCGACAUCGAGCUCUGCCCCGAGUGCUUCUCGGCGGGCGCCGAGAUCGGCCCGCACCGCCGAUGGCACGGAUACCAGCUGGUGGACGGCGGCCGCUUCACCCUCUGGGGCGCCGAGGCCGAGGGCGGCUGGAGCAGCCGCGAGGAGCAGCUGCUGCUGGACGCGAUCGAGCAGUUCGGCUUCGGCAACUGGGAGGACAUGGCAGCUCACGUGGGAGCAUCCCGAACACCUCAGGAGGUGAUGGAACACUACGUGAGCAUGUAUAUCCACGGCAACCUGGGAAAAGCCUGCAUCCCUGACACCAUUCCCAACAGGGUGACGGACCACACGUGUCCCAGCGGCGGCCCGCUGUCCCCCAGCCUGACGACGCCGCUGCCGCCGCUGGACAUCUCGGUGGCGGAGCAGCAGCAGCUGGGCUACAUGCCGCUGCGCGACGACUACGAGAUCGAGUACGACCAGGACGCCGAGACGCUCAUCAGCGGCCUCUCGGUCAACUACGACGACGACGACGUGGAAAUCGAGUUAAAGAGAGCUCACGUGGACAUGUACGUGAGGAAACUCAAGGAGAGGCAGCGGCGGAAGAACAUCGCGCGAGACUAUAAUUUAGUGCCGGCCUUCCUGGGGAAGGAUAAAAAAGACAAGGAGAAAGCUCCCAAACGAAAGAUCACAAAAGAAGAGAAGGAGUUGAGGCUGAAACUGAGGCCCUUGUACCAGUUCAUGUCUUGUAAGGAGUUUGAAGACUUCUUUGAGAACAUGCACAAGGAGAGGAUACUUCGAGCAAAGAUUCGGGAGCUGCAGCGGUAUCGGAGAAAUGGGAUCACCAAAAUGGAGGAGUCGGCAGAGUACGAGGCGGCCAGGCACAAACGGGAAAAGAGGAAGGAGAACAAGAACAUAGCUAGUUCCAAGAGAGGGAAGGAAGAGGGUAAAGAAGGUGAAUUUGCUGCCAUUGAAAACCUGCCUGGCUUUGAACUCUUAUCGGACAGGGAAAAGGUGCUCUGCAGCUCUCUGAACUUGAGUCCUGCACGUUAUGUGACUGUAAAAACUAUCAUCAUUAAAGACCAUCUCCAAAAAAGACAAGGAAUUCCUUCAAAGAGUCGCCUUCCUAGUUACUUAGAUAAGGUACUGAAGAAAAGGAUUUUAAACUUUUUGACAGAAAGUGGUUGGAUAUCCAGGGAUGCUUCAUGAAAUUCAGCUGAUCUGAAGAAGCACAGCAGAUGCCCAUUACAGCCUCAAGGACUUUGUUAUUUUUUCCUUCCCUCCCCAAAGAUACAGAAACCAUGUCGCUUAAAAACACAAAAGAGCAAAUACA
Molecule: messenger RNA, 1403 nt
Organism: Catharus ustulatus (Swainson's thrush)
Lineage: Eukaryota; Metazoa; Chordata; Aves; Passeriformes; Turdidae
Product: transcriptional adapter 2-beta
Exons: 2
Coding region: 17-1279 (420 amino acids)
Biological process (GO): chromatin remodeling; regulation of transcription by RNA polymerase II
Cellular component (GO): SAGA-type complex; nucleus
Molecular function (GO): zinc ion binding; chromatin binding; transcription coactivator activity
Source: RefSeq, a predicted model, not a curated record